AUGCAAGGAUGGCGUAUAAGCAUGGAGGACGCGCAUGCUGCUGUCCUUGACCUACAAGCCGAAGUCGAUGGCAAGCAGCAGUCCUUAGCCUCGCCCGAAAAGCGCAUGGCCUACUUUGGUGUCUACGACGGGCAUGGUGGAGAGAAGGUCGCACAGUUUGCUGGUGAAAAUAUACAUAAGAUCGUUGCGAAACAGGACGCCUUCUCCAAAGGUGACAUAGAACAAGCAUUGAAAGACGGGUUUCUUGCUACGGAUCGAGCUAUCCUCAGUGACGCAAGAUAUGAAGAUGAAGUGUCCGGUUGUACUGCUUCCGUUGGCAUUGUGUCGCGAGAUAAGAUCUGGGUGGCAAAUGCUGGAGAUUCGAGAACAGUACUUGGUGUCAAGGGCAGGGCCAAGCCAUUGUCCUUUGACCACAAACCACAGAACGAAGGGGAAAAGGCCAGGAUUAGUGCUGCUGGCGGAUUCGUCGAUUUUGGACGUGUCAAUGGCAAUCUAGCUUUGUCGCGUGCUAUAGGAGAUUUUGAGUUCAAAAAGAGUGCCGACUUGGCGCCAGAACAGCAAAUAGUUACAGCAUUUCCGGACGUUGUGACUCACGAGAUCUCAGAAGAUGACGAGUUCCUUGUCAUUGCAUGUGACGGGAUUUGGGACUGUCAAUCGUCCCAAGCAGUUGUCGAAUUUGUACGACGGGGUAUCGUUGCCAAGCAGGAACUUCAGCACAUCUGCGAAAACAUGAUGGACAACUGCUUAGCUUCCAACAGCGAAACUGGCGGCGUGGGCUGCGACAAUAUGACCAUGAUUGUCAUCGCUCUUCUCCAUGGCAAGACAAAAGAAGAAUGGUACGACAUGGUUGCGAAGCGCGUGGCGGACGGAGAUGGGCCCUGUGCACCGCCAGAAUAUGCUGAAUUCCGGGGCCCUGGUGUACGCCAUCAGUUUGACUCAGAAGGUCCAGAUGACUACGAUCUUGACAUACAUCGAUAUAGGGGUCGAAAUGGUAGGAUAAUCUUACUGGGAGAUGGAAGCGAGGUUUUGACCGACUCAACAGAUGACCCGGACAUGUUCGACCAUAGCAUGGAUGAUCAGAGCGACGAAGAAGUCAAAAGCAAGCAAGGCAGCACUACAACCGACGAGAGCGAUACGCAAAGGUCGGCACGCGAAGGCACACCAGGAAAGGACGAGCAGAAAAAAUCUACAGGGUCUGAGAUGCAGGUAAAAGGCGUCCAGGACAGUCCCUGA
Lithohypha guttulata is the source of this 1233-nucleotide messenger RNA. It is a transcript of the gene PTC2, whose product is annotated as Protein phosphatase 2C 2. The transcript is spliced from 6 exons. Gene Ontology annotation, biological process: protein dephosphorylation. Bases 1 to 1233 code for a protein of 410 amino acids. NCBI's taxonomy places the organism in Eukaryota, Fungi, Ascomycota, Eurotiomycetes, Chaetothyriales, Trichomeriaceae. Gene Ontology annotation, molecular function: protein serine/threonine phosphatase activity; cation binding. The record is from RefSeq and is a predicted model, not a curated record.